GCGGGUUCAUCAUGGGUGUGUGGAACUCCCACACCUCCGUGGGAAACAUUUUGGGUUCCCUCAUCGCGGGAGCCUUUGUCUCCUCGGCGUGGGGGAUGUCCUUCAUCGUGCCCGGACUCAUCAUCGCCUCCACCGGAGUUCUGUGCUUCUUCUUCCUGGUUGAGAAACCUGAAGACGUCAACUGCACACCACCUCAGCACCAUACUGAAGAGGAGAGCGGGGAGACGGAGCCUGAUCUUCAGACUGCUGUACAUGUUGAAGGUACCAGCAAUGGAUACGGUUCCAUCACCGCGGAGCCUCAGGAGGUUGUGGAGGAGCCAACCGAGGCCAUCAGCUUCUGUGGAGCUCUCAGUAUACCUGUGAGUAGAAACCAUCUACUGUACAUGUGA
This is a messenger RNA of Labrus bergylta (ballan wrasse), 389 nucleotides long. Lineage: Eukaryota; Metazoa; Chordata; Actinopteri; Labriformes; Labridae. The record is from RefSeq and is a predicted model, not a curated record.